AUGUCGAUAGAAUCGAGAACAGUCGAUCACCAAGAAAAUCCUGAGAAGCCAACAUUGAAAGCAUCAAGAGGAUUCCUCCAGAACCCUGAGACCUCGAGCCAGGGAGAUGACGCCAGCCCAGAAAAGACACAAGACAAGAUGGGUUUCAUUUUUUCAAAGAUCGCUAAACAAAUUGGUUCAAAACCCUGCGUGGCUUACGACAGCGCAGGGACUAAAGUCUCAAUGAACUCGGGCGAUGACUUGAUAACCCCAGAGACCCCAGAACUUGACGACGCACCAACGAGACCCGGCAGCACAUCCAGGCUCAAGCAUAUCACAAGCAAUGACUUCGAGCACCAGUCCAGCUUGUUAUGGCCAUACGUGAAAAGCCAUGCUCAUCAUAAUGACCUGGAGUCAGAAAACCCUCUCAGGCUUCGACGACCAGCGCUCUAUGAGGAGUACUGGGCCUGUGAACCAAGACCAACUUCUAGCUAG
This is a messenger RNA of Diaporthe citri, 474 nucleotides long. RefSeq lists its product as uncharacterized. The transcript has a single exon. NCBI's taxonomy places the organism in Eukaryota, Fungi, Ascomycota, Sordariomycetes, Diaporthales, Diaporthaceae. The record is from RefSeq and is a predicted model, not a curated record. The coding region runs from base 1 to 474 and encodes 157 amino acids.